Messenger RNA from Hibiscus syriacus, 5498 nucleotides. RefSeq names its product zinc finger CCCH domain-containing protein 19-like. Gene Ontology annotation, molecular function: protein binding; metal ion binding; DNA binding. NCBI's taxonomy places the organism in Eukaryota, Viridiplantae, Streptophyta, Magnoliopsida, Malvales, Malvaceae. The transcript has 10 exons. Bases 205 to 5376 code for a protein of 1723 amino acids. The record is from RefSeq and is a predicted model, not a curated record.
AUCUGCGAACGGCGACACCGUCUCUCUCACUCUCUCCGAUUCUUUUCAUUUCGCUAAGUAAAAAUAUUAUUUUUAAAAGUAAAAAUCAAUAAACGAUAAAACGUCGCCCGAUUUUACCCAGAACUCAAAACCCUAGGGCUUUCAAUCUGUAGGGUUUCACUCGCUUUUUAAUUUUGCAAAUCAUUUGAUUUUAUUUUUCCUUGUAUGGAUACUGAGGAAGAAGAGCCUCACCACGUCCCCAAUGUCGAUUCCUCCGUUCAAUUUGACGAUUACCAGAUGACUACAGCCACGUACUCCGAGUUACAGAAUCAAAACACUGAGUCACGUUCCGAGCUCGAGUCUGCUACGACAGCGGCGUCCCCUGUUGAUGGAAAGGAAGAGGAAGAUGAGGGGAAGGGAGCUGAUGUGGAGGUGGCGGUUGGUGAUGAAAAGGGCGGCGGGGAUUUGAUUGUUGGAGAGGAGAAGCAUGAGAUUGGUGCUGUUGUUGAACUAAAAAGUUCGUCUCCGGUUGAUGGUAAUAACGAAGAUGGUGAUGGAGGGGACAGCCGUAUGGAAGGGGAGAAAGCUGAAUUGGUGGAGGAUGUGGGAUUGGAUGAUGUGAUGGACAAAGUGGAGGAUGAGGCUAAUUUGUCGGAUGAAAGAGUAACAGCUGGAGGGAUUGAGGUUUCUGUGGCGGAGCAAGAAGUUGUUGAGUCGGCUGAGGAAGCGGGUAAAUCGGUGGAGCAAAAGGUAGCUGAUUAUGUAAAUGACCGACUAGAUGUUCCAGAGGAGAAAGAGUUGCUUGACGGGGUGGGUGAAAGAGGGACUGACGAUAAGGCAGAGGUGAAUGGUGCGACGGAGGAAAUUUUUGUUAAGGAAGAAACAACCUUAGCAGUAGAAGCGGAUGAUUCAACACAGCAAACCUUGGUUAAGGAGGAAACUGUAAUUAUGGAGAAAAGAGAGGUGGCUGAUGUAUCUGUGAAAAGUGAAUUACUGGUUGAUAAUGAGGUGGAUCAAAGUGGGAUUAUGGAUAAAACUGGGGUGGAUGACAUUGCUGAGGAAAGUGAAUUUCUGGAGAAACCCGUGGCUGAUCUUGCAGUUCCGACUGAGGUUGCGGGAGAAACUGGUACUCACAUGGUUGAGAAAGGUGUAACUUUGGAAGAAAAAAGGGUAAAUAAUGUGGUUGAGCAAACUGUAAUUUUGGAGGAUAUUCAUGCUGUAGAGGAAGUAAGUACUGAUAUGGCCGAGCCAGAGGAGGACCCUGUGAUGGAAAAAAAUAUGGUGAAUAAUGUGCCUGGGCAAACUGAAAAUAUGGAGGAUAUUCAUGCCGUAGGGGCAGCAGGUACGGAAAUGGACGAGGCUGAGGAGGACCCUGUAAUGGAAGAGGAAUUGGAUGACGAAGAAAAUACUGAGUUGGGAAAUAUAGGAGAUGAUGUUGACGAAGCAGAGGGGACUGAGACCGAGAUGACAGAUACUGCAGAGGUAAUGGAAGCAGCAGAUGAUACUGAGUUGCCAGACAUGACGGAAGAGUUGGAAACUGAGGCAGCAGAGCUGACGGAGGGCACGGAGGAGAUAGAGGAUAGCAGUAAAGCUAGUGGUGGCAAGAGGAAGCGGGGAAAGAAUUCAAGUACUAAGGUUCUGGCAAAAGCUUUAUCUAAUAAGAAGGCAGAAGAGGAUGUCUGUUUCAUAUGCUUUGAUGGUGGCGCCCUUGUGCUUUGUGACCGCAGGGGUUGCCCAAAGGCUUACCAUUCUGCUUGUGUUGGUCGUGAUGAUGCUUUCUUUCAAUCAAGGGGUAAAUGGAAUUGUGGUUGGCAUCUUUGUAGCAACUGCAAGAAGAAUGCCCUUUAUAUGUGUUACACAUGUACCUUUUCCUUAUGCAAGGGAUGCAUCAAAGAUGCUGUAAUCCUAUGUGUUAGGGGUAACAAAGGCUUCUGUGAGUCAUGCAUGAAUCUUGUCAUGUUGAUUGAAAGGAAGGAGCAGGUAAAUGAAGAAAUGGCACAAAUAAAUUUUGAUGACCGAGGUAGCUGGGAAUAUCUAUUCAAGGAUUAUUGGACUGAUCUAAAAGAGAGGUUAUCUAUAACUUCAGAUGAACUUGCUCUGGCAAAAAAUCCCUGGAAAGGUGCUGCCAAACGGGAAUCACCUAAUGAACAUGGUUUGAAUGAUGCUGGAGGAUCCGACUCCGAUAAUUAUUCUGGGAAUGUGGAAGUAGCUGUUUCUAAACGGAGAAAGACUAGGAGUCAAUCAAAGGCACGCGCAAGGGAGGAUGAUUCACCAAGCAUUGUGGCAGCUAGUGAUGAAGGGGCAUCUACAGAUGAAAAUGCUGAGUGGGCAUCAAAAGAGCUCUUGGAAGUUGUUAUGAACAUGAGAAACGGGGACAAAUCUGUUUUAUCUCGAAUGGAGCUCAGUCAACUUAUAUUGGACUACAUUCAAAAGUACAAGCUUCGAGAUCGUCGCAAUAAGUCUUACGUCAUUUGUGACGCAAUGCUUAAGAAUCUGUUUGGGAAACCGAGAGUGGGGCAUAUUGAAAUGUUAAAUCUUCUGGAUCCUCACAUAUUUUUCACCAAGGAGGAUUCUCAGACAGAUGAUUUCCAAGGGAGUGUUGUCGAUGCUGAAGCUAAUCAGGUCGAGGCUGAUUGGAACUCUGGUGCUUUGACUAAGACUGGAAAAGAUAAGAAACGUAAAACCCGUAAGAAGGGUGAUGGAAGGGGACUUCAAUCGAAUGUGGAGGAUUAUGCUGCCAUUGAUAUACAUAAUAUUAAUCUAAUUUAUUUGCGAAGAAAUUUGGUGGAGGAAUUGCUUGAAGAUACUGAAACAUUCCAUGACAAGGUUGUCAAUUCUUUUGUGAGAAUACGAAUAUCUGGAGCUAGUCAAAAGCAAGAUUUGUAUAGGCUAGUGCAAGUUGUUGAUACAAGCAAAGUUGCUGAACCAUAUAGAGUUGGCAAAAGAACAACUGAUUUUCUAUUAGAGAUUCUAAAUUUGAAUAAGACGGAGGCAGUAUCGAUUGAUAUUAUAUCAAAUCAAGAGUUCACUGAGGAUGAAUGCAAGCGUCUGCGUCAGAGCAUCAAGUGUGGACUUAUCAACCGGCUGACUCUGGGAGAUAUACAGGAAAAGGCCAUGGCAAUCCAGGCAGUCAGAGUCAAAGAUUGGUUAGAAUCGGAGAUUACACGCCUCAGCCAUCUUCGUGAUCGAGCCAGUGAUUUAGGACGUAGAAAGGAGCUUAGAGAAUGUGUAGAGAAACUGCAGGUUUUAAAGACACCUGAAGAGCUACAGCGUAGAUUAGAGGAGUUUCCUGAGGUACAUGUAGACCCCAACAUGGAUCCUAGUUACGAAUCAGAAGAAGAGAAGGAAGAUGAUAAGAAACAAGAUAAUUCUUUGAGGCCAAGAGGUAGUGGUUUUAGCAGGCGAGGCAGAGAACCAAUUUCUCCGCGAAAAGGAGGUUACAGUUCAACUGAUUCUUGGAGUGGGAACAUAAAUUAUUCUAGCAUGAAUCGGGAAUUAAGCAGGAACGUAUCUGGUAAAGGAUUUACAAGCAAAGGGGAUGAUUCUAUCGGAGCUAGUGAAAUGGGAAAUGAAAAUUCAUGGAGUCUUGCACGGGAGCGAGAAGCACAACAACCAAACAGUUGGAGCAAGCCAAAAACUGCUUUGAGUUCAGAAAUUGGGACGAGGAAUACCCACUCUAUUGUAAUCCAGGAACCAUCUUUGAAGGUUGCAUCAGAAAUUUCCCCUGCACCUCCAUCCACGGGAGUAACAAGCCAAAUUAAUGAAUCAGAGAAAAUGUGGCAUUACCAGGAUCCAUCUGGUAAAAUUCAAGGACCAUUUUCGAUAGUACAAUUGCGGAAGUGGAGUAACACUGGAUAUUUCCCUGCCGAUUUAAAAAUAUGGAGAACCAAUGAGACACAAGAUGAUUCUAUACUUUUGAAUGAUGCCUUGGCUGGAAAGUUUGAGAAAGACCCUCCAUUAGUAGAUAAUAGCCUGCCAAAGGAUCAAAUGGCCUUGUAUGGGAAUCCUCUUGGAGCUACCUUGAAGCAAGGAAUGGAAAGCCAAGUUGGAGAACGAUCAAGGCUUGAUCAGCAUCACAUAGCUUGGAGUCCUCAACGUGUUUUGGGUUCGCCGGGUCAACCUGCUCCAUCUUCACUUGAGAUCCCGAAGCAUUCUCGAGUUACAUGGGGCUCUGACACAAAUCUACCUUCUCCCACUCCAAACCGAACUCCCACCGGUGGGAAUUGGGGAAAACCGUUUGAAAACAAAUGGUCUCCUACCCCUGCGCAGCCAUCGGGUUCUCUUCCAGUAGCUAAUUCAGUCCGAGGGGGUGCGGUAGGGCUGCAACCUCCCACUGUUAUUCCAGAGAGUGGGAGCGCUGCUGCUCCUGUAGUGCAUUCGCAUACGAUGGUGUCAAGUGAAUUACACAGGAGACAGGUCAAUGCGUCGGCUUCAGUUAAUCUAGGUGUUGAUAUAAAAAAUGCAGCUGCGUCGGUCCAGAAUUUGGUUCAAUCUUUGAGUUCCCACAAUCCUUCUGCCGAGACUCAUGGACCUGGUUCUGUCUCAGUUUCAAGGCAAGAAUCAUUUUCUGUAUCCUCCAUACCUGCCGCUGGACCUCAAAGGUGUAAUGCUUCAACCCAGAAGCUAGAACCAAAUCCUUCCCUUGCCAUUCCUGCUCAACUUGCUCCUUAUGGUCAUUGGGAUGGUGCAUCACAAACCGGUCAAUUUCCUGCUCCUUUCAGCACUGGAAAUCCCGCUGGGGUUUUUCCAACUCCUGGUCAACCGAGUACGAUGCUAUCGGAUUCCUGGAGGCCUGCCGUUCCUGUUCAGUCAAAUGUUCAGCUUCCUGCUCCAACCAAUUUACCUUGGUGCAUGGCCGUUGCAGAUAACCAGGGUGCUACCCUGAGACAGGCACCAGGAAAUCAGAACCCUGCGAACAUGAGCUAUCAGGGUUCAGCUUCUGUUAAUCCUUUACAAAAUUGGGCUGUCCCUGGCCAAAGACAGGUGCCAGGGAAUGCAAAUCCAGGUUGGACUGGUCCUGGAAAUACAAUGCAAGGAUGGGCACCACCUGGACAAGGACCUAACAUUGUUAAUAAUGCAAACCCUGUAUGGCUUCCACCAGAUCAAGGAGCAGCACCAGGAAGUGUGAAUCCUGGUUUCGCGAUACCGUCUAGAAAUACAGGUGGCAUGUGGGGAAAUGAACCGAAUCACAAUGGAGACAAGUUUCCGGAUCAGCGAGAUAGGAGCUCCCUGGGCGGUGAAUCCGGUUUCAGUGGAGCAAAACCUUGGAGUAGGCAAUCAUCAUUCGGCGGCGGCGGUGGUUCUUCGAGGUCGUCCUUUAAAGGACAGAGAGUGUGCAAAUUCCAUGAAAAUGGGCACUGCAAGAAAGGGGCAUCGUGUGAUUACAUGCACACUUAAAAUUUUUGGUACAUAUAGAGCAGCUUAGGGUAGGUUGUCUGUAGGUAUCCUUUUGGAAAUUUCCUUUGAAUGAUAUAUGUUUGUAAAACCUUUUCCUUUAGUAGUUUUAACCCUUUAAGUGA